GGAGGGGGGGGAGAAGGUAAACACGGCGUCCGGCCCUGCCCGCUGACCAAUCGGGGGGGCGGGCGGGGGGCUCCGAACCUGACGUGAUGGGACGCGGCGCGGCCGUUCCCCGGCACGAGCGCGCGGGGCGCGGGGCGGGCGGCGCCAGGCGGGCGCUGAGCUCGCUCUGCUCUCGGCUCCCCCCGCGCAGCCCCGGCCCCGCCGGCCCCGCCGGGCCGCUGCCGCUGCCGCUGCCGCCGGUGCCGCUGCCGCUGCCGGUGCCGGUGGUGCCGCUGCCGCUGCCGCUCCCCGCCGCCGCCGCCCGCCCCCCGCCCCGCCGCCCUGUCCCGCUCGGCGCAGGACGCCCCGCCCCCGGCGCCCGACGGCGGGCAGCGGCGGGGAGCGGCGCCGGGAGCAGCGGCUGAGGGCCCCGGGCCCCCCGCGGGGCGCGGCCGCGGCAUGUCGGCCGUGGCCUACGUGGACUUCGUGGCGGCGCAGUGCCUCGUGUCCAUCUCCAACCGCGCCGCCGCCGCCGGCACCGGCACCGGCUCCGGCAGCGGCAGCGGCAGCGGCACCGGCAGCGGCGCUGGAGGGGGCAGCGGCAGCGGCAGCGGGGCCGCCCCGCGGCUGAAGGCGGCGGGCGAGGGGGAGGCGGGCGCCCGGGACCCGCGGGACGCCUGGCAGGACUACUGCGCCCUGCUGGCCAUCGCCAAGAGCCUGCUGGAGCUGAACAAGUACCGGCCGCUGCCCGCCCCCUCGGUCUGCAGCGACAGCCUCGAGAGCCCCGACGACGACGCCGGCUCCGACAGCGACGCGGCCACCACCGAGCCGGGCUCCAGCCCGCCCCGCAGCCCCGCGCCCGGGCCGCCCCCGCGGGCGCCCCCCGACAGCGCCAGCGCCGCCGGCACCGCCACCAGCACCGCCGCCGCCUCCUCGGCCGCUGCCGGCGGCGGCAAGGGGAAGCCGUCGGGCGAGAAGCGGCACAAGUGCCCGUACAGCGGCUGCGGCAAGGUGUACGGCAAGUCCUCCCACCUGAAGGCGCACUACCGGGUGCACACAGGCGAGCGUCCGUUCCCCUGCACGUGGCCCGACUGCCUUAAAAAGUUCUCCCGCUCCGACGAGCUGACCCGGCACUACCGCACCCACACCGGCGAGAAGCAGUUUCGGUGCCCUCUCUGCGAGAAGCGCUUCAUGCGGAGCGACCACCUGACGAAGCAUGCCCGCCGCCACACCGAGUUUCACCCCAGCAUGAUCAAGCGAUCCAAAAAAUCCAGCUCUGGCUCCUUGUGAAGGCAGGGCCGGCCCGGGGAGCGGAGCAGGGGGUGCAAGGUGCGUCCGGCAACUGGGGAUCAAGCAUUUGUAGCCGGUGUUCAGAACAUAAGCACCUUGUGCUUCCCACUCACGCCCUCCCCCUCGCUGGGAGCAGCCGUGUUGAUGAAGGGGAUUCCGGGCAGAAGGACGGGACCGCCGCCUUCUGCCAUUCGGCGCGUUGAGACUGGCGUACGUACGUCUCACGGGAUGGUCCGGCCAGUGACACCACCGUAGCGUGACUCUGAGGUCUUUGUGAUUGCUGUGUCAUGAACAUGUUUUGUUGAACAAUGUAAUGCUGCUUGUGUUUUAGAGUCUGUCGAGUAAAACCACUUUCCGAGUCACAUAAGUAAUUCUCAGAUAUAAAAUCCAUAGCACAUUGUAGAAGUGGGUUUACUUCUAUAUUUCAGAAUGAUCCUUCAUUUAAAAAGACUGUUAAGAGAAACAUUACAUGUUACUAAUAGCAUCUGAUUGAUAUACUGAAAUAAGGUGAAUUUAUACUCAAGAAGACCCAUUAAAGUAAGGGGGUCUUUUUAAUUUUUCUUUGUAUUAACUAUACUUUUGAAUAUAAGCUGCACUUUUCCAGUAAAAACAUGUAAAAUUCAAGCAGAUACUUAAAGCAAAAAACACCAACACAACCACUCAGUCAUUUUCUGACCAUACGUGUAUUUAGCUCUGUUGUUCAGUUACCUGGAAAAAUACAAGUCAGCCUACAUAACCUGGUGGGGGGGAUGAGGGCAGAAACAUACGUCUCUCAAUUGAUCUAUAUUUUCAUUUGUCAAUCAAUACAGUACUGUACUAUAGAAAUGCCAGUAACAGUUCGUUAUUCUGCUGUGUUUUGUUUGACUGGAUGGAUUACAGCAGCUACCAUCUUUAUAAACUGCUGCUUUUUUACAGGUUUUUUCUCUUCAUACACUUGCCUUAAAGAUUUAUUCUCUUCAUACACGUGCCUAACUCCUGCCACAUCCAAUGGGAGUUCCGUGUGCUUAUGGAGAGAGUAGACCUUUCCUUAGGAGCACUCUGCUAAUGGAAACAGUUAAAUUUAUUGUAAAAGAGCACUUCAGAAGGGCUCCCGUAUCUCUUGAUCACUGUUUCUGUAGAGUAUGAGGGAAAACCAUGAGCUAAUUGGAAAUACAACACCCAAGGUGUGUCACAAUAUUCCUUCUGGCAUCAGCUUCCCUAAGUACCUUCAGUCAUACCUGUGUCAUGCAUGACAUGCCAAAUACCGAUCAAGGCAAUAUUAUGUUUAACUUAAAGCUAUGUUUUGCUCUCUAAAAGGAGCAAAAAGAUCACCGAAGUUGAACUUCCAAGUCAUGGUCAUUGUGUGAGUAUUUCAUCUUUUUUCAUGUUAAAACCAUGCACCAUACCAGGUUACCAGUGAUUUUUUUUUUCCCUUCCCAGCUACUUUAUAAGGGGAUAAUUAUGUUUACACAUUUCUUCCAGAAGCAUUCUUCUGCUGUUCUGUUUUUACUCCUUCCUCCAGAAGAGGAAGGGGAGGUGCAGCCCUACUAUAGAGACUUAGGGCCCAAUUCAUCUCAGGAGUAAUCACACUGAAAUCUGAAGUAUUUCCACUGCAGAUGAAUUUAGGUCAUCCUGUAAAAUUCUGUACAUAAAGAUCCUGUUAGUACAGCUGCAGUUACCGUAUCUUAUUGUUUUAAUUGAUAAAAAGCUUGCUUCCUAGAAACAAACGUUAAAAAAAAAAAA
Molecule: messenger RNA, 2991 nt
Organism: Anas platyrhynchos (mallard)
Lineage: Eukaryota; Metazoa; Chordata; Aves; Anseriformes; Anatidae
Gene: KLF9
Product: KLF transcription factor 9
Biological process (GO): regulation of transcription by RNA polymerase II
Molecular function (GO): RNA polymerase II cis-regulatory region sequence-specific DNA binding; DNA-binding transcription factor activity, RNA polymerase II-specific
Source: RefSeq, a predicted model, not a curated record